Molecule: messenger RNA, 3583 nt
Organism: Alligator sinensis (Chinese alligator)
Lineage: Eukaryota; Metazoa; Chordata; Crocodylia; Alligatoridae
Gene: MYBPC2
Product: myosin binding protein C, fast type
Exons: 28
Coding region: 128-3568 (1146 amino acids)
Molecular function (GO): protein binding
Source: RefSeq, a predicted model, not a curated record
GGGGGUGGGGGUCAAGUGACAGCUCCUUGGCAGCCCUGUCCCAGAGGGGCUCUGGACUUUAAAGGCCCAAGGCAGGCGCUCCCGGGGGAGACGGCACUGCACGGGGGAUCCUGCCGCAGCCGCAACCAUGCCUGAGCCACAGAAAGCUGCUGCCAAGAAAGAAGAAAAAAAGAAAGAAGAAAAGAAGAAAGAAGAGAAAAAAGUAGAAAAGAAAUCGGAGAAGAAAGAAGUCCCCCAGGAUGCAAAAGAGGAGCCUCCAGCUGAUGCUGCCCCUGAAGACAAACCAGCCGAGCCUGAGGGCCUAUUUAUAGAGAAGCCCCAGCAUGUCCUUGUGGAGACUGGGAAAGAUGUGAGCAUUGUCACCAAGGUAGAUGGGUCCCAGAUGCCGGCCAAGCCCACCAUCAAGUGGUUCAAGGGGAAGUGGCUGGAGCUGGGGAUCAAGAGUGGCAUCCGCUUCCAAUUCAAGGACAGCUAUGACAAGGAGGCCAAGGUAUACACGUUCGAGCUGAGGAUUGGCAAGGUGGUGGUUGGGGACCGCGGGGAUUAUCGUUGUGAGAUCACCUCCAAGGACAAGUUCGACAGCUGCUCCUUCAACAUUGAUGUUGAGGCCCCACGGACAGACGAGGGUGGGAACGUGCUCCAGGCUUUCAAACGCAGUGGGGAUGCGAAGAACAAUGUGGCCGGAGAGCUGGACUUCAGUGGUUUGCUAAAGAAGAGGGAGGUACAGGUGGUGGAGGAGAAGAAGAAAAAGAAGAAGGACGACGAGGAUGAAUUUCCUCCUGAGAUCUGGGAGCUGCUCAAGGGGGUGACCAAGAAGAGCGAGUACGAGCGCAUCGCCUUCCAGUAUGGCAUCACUGACCUGCGUGGCAUGCUCAAGCGCCUCAAAAAGGUCAAAGUCGAGGUCAAGAAGAGCGAAGCCUUUACCAAAAAGCUAGACCCUGCCUACCAAGUGGACAAAGGCCACAAGAUCAAGAUGGUGCUGGAAUUGAGCAACCCUGACCUGCCCAUCAAGUGGUUCAAGAAUGGGCAACUCAUCAAGCCCAGCAGCAAGUACGUGCUUGAGAACGUCGGGCUGAAGCGGAUCCUGACCAUCAACAAGUGCACGCUGGCUGAUGAUGCGGCCUAUGAAUGCUUGGUGGGUGAGGAGAAGUGCUGCACCGAGCUCUUCGUCAAGGAACCUCCUGUGCUGAUUGAAAAGGGCCUGGAUGACCAGCAGGUGUUUGUGGGUGACCGCGUAGAGCUGGAGGUAGAGGUGUCCGAAGAGGGAGCCCAAGUCAUGUGGAUGAAGGAUGGGGUGGAACUGACGCGUGACACAGGCUUGAAGUACCGGUUCAAGAAGGAUGGCAAGAAGCACAUCCUUAUCAUCAAUGAGGCCAGCAAGGAGGACACCGCCCGCUACAAGGUCAUGACCAAUGGGGGCGAGUCCAAGGCUGACCUGGUAGUGGAAGACAAAAAGCUGGAGGUGCUGCAGGGCAUCGCAGACCUGACGGUGAAAGCCACUGAACAGGCUGUUUUCAAGUGCGAGGUGUCAGAUGAGAAGGUGACGGGCAAGUGGUACAAGAAUGGUGUGGAAGUCCGGCCCAGCAAGCGAAUCCAGAUUUCCCACUCGGGCAGGUUCCACAAGCUGGUGAUUGAUGAUGUGCGGCCGGAGGACGAGGGCGACUACACCUUCAUCCCUGAUGGCUAUGCCAUCUCGCUAUCUGCCAAGCUCAACUUCCUGGAGAUCAAGGUGGAGUACGUGCCCAAGCAAGAGCCCCCCAGAAUCCACCUGGACACUUCAGGGAAGACGGCCGAAAACACCCUCAUAGUGGUGGCUGGGAACAAGCUGCGGCUGGCUGUGCCCAGCACUGGGGAGCCAGCGCCUACCGUCACUUGGCUGAAGAGUGACCAGGAGUUCACAGAGAAGGAGGGCCGUGCCCACAUUGAGGAGCAGAAGGAGCUGAGCAGCUUUGUGAUCGAGAGUGCAGAGCGGUCAGAUGAGGGCAAGUACACCAUCAAGGUGGUCAACCCUGUGGGUGAGGACUCUGCCACACUCCACAUCAAGGUGGUCGACGUUCCUGACCCCCCUGAGGCCGUCCGCAUCACCUCCGUGGGGGAGGACUGGGCUGUGCUGGUGUGGGAGCCCCCAAAAUAUGAUGGCGGGCAGCCCAUCACAGGGUACCUGAUGGAACGCAAGAAAAAGGGCAGCAUGCGGUGGAUGAAGCUGAAUUUCGAGGUGUACACGGACACCACUUACGAAUCCACCAAGAUGAUUGAGGGCGUGCUGUAUGAGAUGCGUGUCUUUGCUGUCAACGCCAUCGGGGUCUCCCAGCCCAGCCACAACACCAAGCCCUUCAUGCCCAUUGCCCCCACCAGUGAGCCGACCCACCUGACCCUGGAGGACGUGACAGACACCACAGCCACCUUGAAGUGGCGCCCACCAGACCGGAUCGGGGCUGGUGGCAUUGAUGGCUACCUCAUCGAGUACUGCCGGGAAGGCUCGGAUGAAUGGAUCCCGGGCAACACAGAGCUGGUGGAGCGCUGUGGCUUCAUGGUGAAGGGGCUGCCCACAGGUGAGAAGCUCAUGUUCCGUGUCACCAGCGUGAACAUUGCCGGCCACAGCCAGCCAGCCACCAUGGCGCAGCCUGUCACCAUCCGGGAGAUUGUUCAGCAGCCGAAGAUCCGCCUGCCUCGGCAGCUGCGUCAGACCUACAUCAAGAAGGUGGGGGAGCAGGUCAACCUGGUUAUUCCCUUCCAGGGUAAGCCACGGCCCAAGGUAACGUGGAAGAAGGACGGGCAGCCCCUGGACCCCAAGGAGAUCAGUGUGCGCACAUCCGACUUGGACACAAUUCUCUUCAUCCGCUCAGCUGCCCGGCACCACUCGGGCCAGUACGAGCUGUUGGUGCAGAUCGAGAACAUGGAGGACAAGGCCACCAUCAAGAUCCGCAUCGUGGAAAAGCCCGGGCCGCCACAGGCAGUGAUGGUGAAGGAGGUCUGGGGCUUCAAUGCGUUGGUGGAGUGGGAGCCCCCCAAGGACGAUGGUAACUCUGAAAUCAUGGGCUAUGCCAUCCAGAAGGCCGACAAGAAGACCAUGGAGUGGUUUACGGUGUACGAGCACAACCGGCUAACACGCUGCACCGUGUCAGACCUGAUCAUGGGCAACGAGUACUACUUCCGUGUGUACAGCGAGAACAUCUGUGGGCUCAGCGACUCGCCUGGUGUCUCCAAGAACACUGCCUUCAUCCACAAGACAGGGAUCAUGUAUAAACCCAUGGACUACAAGGAACAUGACUUCAGCAUGGCGCCCCAAAUCUUGACACCCCUGGUUGACCGCACCGUGGUGGCUGGGUACAGCACAGCCCUGAACUGCGCAGUGCGGGGGCACCCCAAGCCUAAGGUGAUCUGGAUGAAAAACAAGAUGGAGAUCCGUGAGGACCCCAAGUUCCUGAUGAAGAACAACCAGGGUGUCCUGACACUGCACAUCCGCAAGCCCAGCCCCUUUGAUGGGGGCACCUACAGCUGCCGGGCUGUCAACAACCUGGGUGAAGCCCUCACUGAAUGCAAGCUUGAAAUCCGAGGUGCCUGCUAGGCUGGGGAGCGGGCA